AAUGAAGAUCUCAAGCAGACAUUAGAAACUUUAAAAUAAAAUGAUAUUCAAAAUAGUGUAUAUGGUCAAUUAAAAGAGUAUGACUAAGAAGUUUAAAAGCCAAAACCUAAGCUAAUUGAUUUAAAACACAUUAAUAGAGAUUCAAAUUUUUAAGAAGAAUUCCUAUCUAAAGUAAAUGAAUUUAGUCUAUCCUGGCGACAAGAAGUACAAUAGCUUAAAUAAUUAUGAAAAUAUUAGAUAUCUAAUUAUAUUAACAAUAUCUAGAUUUUAAUUAUAUUGUAAAUUGCUUGAAAUUUAUAAACUAAGUAUCUGUUCUCUUUAAUAUUAGAAUAUUUGA
This is a messenger RNA of Paramecium primaurelia, 337 nucleotides long. Lineage: Eukaryota; Ciliophora; Oligohymenophorea; Peniculida; Parameciidae. The record is from the annotation of a GenBank genome assembly.